CGCAUGCACCUGCAGAAUGAACCGCUAACAGCCUCGGACUCGAGGUCUUCAACAGCUUGACCCUAGACUAGACUCAUCACGACCCUAAACUACUACGUCGGACAUUACACUGUUGUUCCAGACAUUAUCACAUUGAGCUUCUCCUGUUAAAAUGACCGUUCCACAACCCUCACAAGAUGCACCAAACAUCGCAAUCGUUGGUGGCGGCAUCGCUGGCGUAACGCUUACCAUAGCUCUCCUCAAACAAUGUCCGCACUUUCGCAUCACCCUCUAUGAAUCUGCCUCAGCGUUCGGUGAGAUCGGAGCAGGUGUCGGCUUCCAGCCCGUGAUGGUUCGCACAAUGGCUUUGAUUGAUCCGCGUAUCGCUGUUGCGUUCAAGAAGUGCAUUCAAGGGAACGAAGAAACGGACCCUCCGAUAUGGUUCACGGUGCGAGUUGGUGAUCAGAGAAAGAAGGGUGUGGCUGUUGGAGAAGAGUUGUUUAAGAUUCUGAGUCGGAGUGGGCCAAGGGGUGGUGUGCAUCGUGCGCACUUUUUGGCUGAGUUGGUGAAGUUGAUUCCGGAUGGGAUCGCGCAGUUUCGGAAGCGGGUUGUUGAUAUUACGAAAGCCGAAGAUGGCUCAGGUGACGCGCUGCUGCAUUUUGAGGAUGGAAGCACAGCCCAGCAUACAGCGGUACUUGGAUGUGACGGCAUCAAGUCACGUGUUCGUCCGAUUGUUCUUGCCGAGUCAGAUCCAGCCCCAGCUGUGUUCUCAGGCAAGUAUGCAUAUCGCGGUCUGGUGCCGAUGGACAAGGCUAUUGAGAUUCUUGUGGGAGAUGAGCCAAAGACAGCACAGCUGCAUCUCGGGUAUCAUGGGCAUGUACUCACAUAUCCCAUUGCCAACGGCAAGAUUCUGAACGUUGUGGCAUUCUCCUCUCGAUCAACUUGGGAAGAUCCCGAAUGGGUCACGCAGACAUCUCGAGAAGAUAUGCUCAAAGACUACGAGCAUUGGGGCCCCAAAGUGCGCGCACUUAUGUCACAUAUGCAAUCACCUGAUAUCUGGGCGCUCUUCAAUCAUCCACCAACUUCGACAUACUACCGCUCCGAUCCGCUCGUAUGCCUUGUUGGCGAUGCAGCUCAUGCUUCGACUCCGCACCAAGGCGCUGGUGCAGGCAUGUGUGUCGAAGACGCGUACAUUCUGAGCCAAGUACUCUCAACGUGCCACUCGAAAGAGGAUCUCGGCAUUGCAUUCAACGCCUAUGAUGCUGUGAGAAGACCCAGAAGUCAGAAACUGGUGAAGACGAGCAGAGAAGCGGGUAUGCUUUGGGAUUUCGAAAGUGAGGGUGUGGGCGAUGACUUAGAGGCUCUCGAGAGGAAUGCGACGACGAGGAUGGGUUGGAUUUGGGACCACGACAUCGGCGUAGACCUGGCAAAGGCAGAGGAGAUCGUGACCAGAAAUAGAUAGAAGCGGAAAUAUCGGUACCACUUUUUAUUGGAG
Molecule: messenger RNA, 1474 nt
Organism: Macroventuria anomochaeta
Lineage: Eukaryota; Fungi; Ascomycota; Dothideomycetes; Pleosporales; Didymellaceae
Product: salicylate 1-hydroxylase-like protein
Exons: 3
Coding region: 152-1441 (429 amino acids)
Biological process (GO): secondary metabolite biosynthetic process
Molecular function (GO): FAD binding
Source: RefSeq, a predicted model, not a curated record